CGACCUCACGGUCAUCCUGGUCGUACGGGUGAAUGUUGACAUUCAACAUGGCGGCAUGUCGUCAGUGCUGUGCUGUGUCGUGCUUGUGUCGUUGUUAGUUUAGGACACUUCUGAAACUAAGGCUCACUGUAAAAUCUACAUUUAAAAGCUGAAGAAGGAAACGCUAUAGAAAUAUUGGAAGAACACAAUCAGACUCAGCACGCAUUGAAGACAUCUGAGGAUUUUCAACAUUUAUCCUUUAAAUCUCCUAUGUUUUUGAUUUACUCUUUUAUAAAGGAUGACUGGUGUUUAAAAAGAAAACACAGUCAUUCCAGUGUAUCCUAAAUUGAGUAUUUAUCAAAAACAGUUGUAAUAUUCAAACAUACGUAAGGAAAGUAUUGACAGCAUAUGGAUUGCUAAGAUUUUGUACUCGCAUUAAGUGGUAAAUCAACAUUAUAACUGCAUUGUUCAUUUGUAUAUUGUACACAAGGUUUGUGGUCAAGAGAUAGGUGAGCCAAUACAGUGACCGUGAUUGUGAUUGCGGCUGAGAUAGUACUGUUUUGCUUGGUUGACAGAACAUCUUUAUCUGCGUUCAAAGAGUGCCAAGUUCGUGUGUCGAGCUGCCGCGGUACUCUCGAGAAUAAAAAUAAUUCACAAUACACGCGUUUAAAAAAAAAAAAAAAACAAAGAUAAGAUACUUUGAAGAGAUUUUACUUCCACUUCCUGGUUAACACAAAGAAGCCUGCAUUUCUGCGGCAUUUCAAGAAGCCACUCUUCCUCUUCAUUAAGUUCUUGUAACAUUAUAAUAGCGAACAAAGAUAUAAAGUACCAAGAACCAUUCUGUGAUAUCUAUGUUAACACUUAAAUAAUUGAAAAAGACUAAAAAUUUUUAAAUAUAAGUAUAUAUAUAUUAUAUAUAUUGUGGUGAAACAAGAAGUGUGGACAUAAAGGGAAUUAAGUAACUUUUCAAGAGAGAAAGAAAGCUAAAUUAUACGUAAACAACAUUGUGUAAAAGUUUUGAAAAGACAAUGUCCAACAAUCCUCAGUGGAAAACGUUCCAGCCGCCAAUCAUGAAUUCUGACCCAGCAAUACUUGAGUUUAAGUCAAUGUCAAGUCCUAUAUCGAGUCCUAAGGCCAUCACAGGAGCUCAUCAGCCAACAACUAACAAUUAUCGAAAUGGCACCAACUACAGUGGUGAUCACUAUAUGGGUUCACCUCCUGGAUGCGGCAAAAAUUCUACAGCUAAUUAUGGAAAUUAUCCUGUGCAGUCGUCGCCACGCAAUGGAGCCACGAGAUUUCCAUUUGACUUUACGGGGAUGGAUGCGAGUGCUGGUUAUACCAGCGAACCAGUCACUAAUAACUCUACCUAUCAGGAUCAGUCUGCGAAUCAAGGAACACGAGAAACUGGAAUAAUCGAGAAAUUAUUACAUUCUUAUGGGUUCAUACAGUGUUGUGAAAGGCAGGCAAGACUGUUUUUUCAUUUUAGCCAAUUUAGUGGUAAUAUUGAACAUUUAAAGAUUGGUGAUCCAGUAGAGUUUGAAAUGACAUACGAUAGACGAACAGGCAAGCCUAUCGCAAGCACCGUCAGCAAGAUCGCUCCAGUGGCGCUAGGUGAUCAACGCUGUAUCGGUAACGUGACAACAGAAUUGCAAGCGAGCGGCGAUUCACAAGGACGCAUCAGCUAUGAGAAUCGUGGUGAAUGCUUUUUUCUACCUUAUACCAAAGACGAUGUCGAAGGAAACGUCACUUUGCGCGCUGGUGAUAAAGUAUCAUUUCAAAUUGCUACUAAUCAACGAGGAAACUUGGGGGCGUGUAACGUAAGGCUGGAAAAUCCAGCCCAUCCGGUUCGUUAUCGAGGAGUGGUGUGUUCAAUGAAAGAGAAUUUCGGAUUUAUUGAGCGAGCCGAUGUGGUCAAAGAAAUAUUCUUCCAUUUUAGCGAAGCUAAAUCGAUGAAAGAGGAACUUAGGCUAGGCGACGAUGUGGAAUUUAUAAUACAAACGCGUAAUGGAAAAGAAGUAGCUUGUAACAUUACGAAGUUACCGCCCGGUUCGAUUGUAUUUGAAGAGGUAAGCAACGAAGUGGUGAAGGGUCAGGUAUUAAAACCUUUGGAGAGAGGCACUGCUGCUCGUCAUCAAAACGAUCCAUUACCUGGACGUAUACGAUAUAGAGAUAGCGACCAUUCUGAGGUCGAAGUACCUUUCGGUGAUAAAGAUCAAAAAGGAGAUUUUACUCUUAGACACGGAGACUGGGUGCAAUUUCGUAUUGCAACAGAUACCAGAGAUCAGUUGAAAAGGGCAACGGAAAUAAUGUUGUUGCCGGAAUCAUUUACUGUGUCCGGAGAGAAACGGGAGCAAGGUACUAUACAAUCUCUUAAGGAUGGAUUCGGCUUUAUACGUUGCGUAGAACGAGAGCCCAGACUAUUCUUUCACUUUAAUGAGAUUCUUGAUGUUGAUAGAGAAAUCAGUGUAGGGGAUGAAGUUGAAUUUACAGUUAUACAGGACCCCUCAUCGUCCUUCUCUAAUACUCGACAGAGUGCUAUUCGACUGAAACAUUUGCCAACCGGUACGGUAAAGUUUCAGACUAUUAUCGAGAAGGAUAUAUUAGGUACUGUAAUACAAGAUACAAACGCAAUGGAGCCUGGCCUUAUCGGCUAUGGCCAACAGAAGAGCAUUAUUUUCUUCUCCAAAGAUUGCGACCCUAAACAUAUUCCGAAAUUGGGUGAUAAGGUGAUGUUUACUAUUGUUCAAGUAAAACGCAACAAAGAACUUGUUGCUGAAGACAUAUUUUUAGUGAAUGCUGCCGGUGAAAAAAUUCAAACUACUAAUAAAAAAUCAAAUGGACAAGUUUGUCAAGGUUUUAUUGCUGCCCUUAAAGAUGGGUUCGGCUUUAUUGAGACAGUAAAUCACGAUAGAGAAAUAUUUUUUCACUACAGUAACUUUGAAGGAGACGCUAAUACGUUGGAGUUAGGAGCCGAUGUCGAAUUUACAAUUAGUAAUUCAAGCAACGGGAGAGGUUCCGGAGGUUGCGUAGCUGCUGAUCACGUGAAACUGGUGUCUCGCGGAAGUAUUCCCAGACCGACGCCGGUCAGCGACGUGCUCGAUGGCACUGUAGUACGACCGUUGCGAAGUGCGAAUCCCGAGCAGGCUGAAUAUGCCGGUUUGAUUAAGAUUAAUCAAACUAACGAGGACGAAGAAACGCCCGAAUACGAAUUCGGAAUCAUGGGACUUUCUAAUAAACGAGAGCUCUUGCAAGCUGGCGAUCCUGUACAGUUACAGGUUGAUUCGGCGGGUCAUGCUUGUAAUAUUGUGGCCGUCAGGAAGAAGAGAAGAGCGACGGUGGAUGCGGUGAAGGGCCCCUUCGGUUUUCUUGCUUACGAAAUUGAUGAAGGAAAGAAAUUAUUCUUUCAUAUAAGCGAGGUCCGAGAUCACGCUACGUUGCAACCGGGCGAUCAAGUAGAAUUUGUCCUAGUAACCAAUCAACGUACCGGCAAGUCAUCAGCAUGCAAUGUAACUCGAUUAAGCGACGUUCAGCAACGUCCCGAGCGAUUGAUAAGUCGGUUACGUACCAUAUCUUUGGAAGAUACUGGCCCGAAAUUAACGGUAGUUAGACAACCAAAGGGGCCGGAUGGCACGCGCGGAUUCAACCAGGAAAGAUGCCAGCGUACUCCUGGUGCCAUAGAAGAGUAACGCAUCUCUCAUGAGACAGGAUUACUGAUUAUCUAAAUUAUGAUAUAUAUAAUUAUUUGUUUUAGUCGAUACACACUUCGAAUUACCGAAAUUAUUAAUGUAAGCAUGAUCGUAAAACAUUUGCCAAAUUCACAGACUAAUGCGACAACAGUAAUUAUAAUGAUAAAUAAUCUGAAACUGGAUGGUGAUCGAAAAAAAUGGCCGGAAGAGAAUAUAAAAAUAAAAAAAAAAAA
Pseudomyrmex gracilis is the source of this 3898-nucleotide messenger RNA. RefSeq names its product cold shock domain-containing protein E1 (gene Unr). The transcript has 11 exons. NCBI's taxonomy places the organism in Eukaryota, Metazoa, Arthropoda, Insecta, Hymenoptera, Formicidae. The coding region runs from base 1008 to 3665 and encodes 885 amino acids. The record is from RefSeq and is a predicted model, not a curated record. Gene Ontology annotation, molecular function: nucleic acid binding.